ACAACCAAGAUGGCGGCGGAGCGGACAGCCGGCCCGGCUCGGUGACUGACAGAGGAAGCCUCGCUCGGUCGGACAGCUAACGGUCAGACUCUGAGAGAGAAGGGUGGGAAAAAAAUACGAAUAAAAUAAAUCGAUUAAAAAAAAACACGCAGCCGCAACGGUCACCGCUCACCUUCCCGGCACCGACAGCGCCGCAAUGAAACAGCACCGGUAGACGACACCGGCCGAAGUUGCGUGUCGGGACUAAUUUUGACGCUCGCAAACGGGGGAGUUGGCGGGGAUGGGAGAUGAUGGAGGACAAAGGCCCUCGUGUAGCCGACUACUUUGUGGUGGCCGGUCUGACGGAUCCGUUCAAGCCGUUGGAUCAGGAGAUCCACUUUGAUGAUGUCUGCCACAAGACGGCCAAGCCUAAAGCGCCCAUCACUGAUGUGGCUUUAGUGAUCCGCUCGAUGGGUGAGGAGGUGCCACCAGGGUUCACUUGCAUCGAGACAACACCGACCGGCCAUUCAGCUGAUCUUAACAAUGGUGGCCUCAUGGCUCCCCAGAUCUUCCUGUGCUACAGACGAGGUCGUGACAAGCCACCACUCACUGACCUGGGUGUGCUGUAUGAGUGGAAGGAGCGACUGAAGCAGGGCUGCCACCUCAUCCAGACCACACCCUCCGGUCGUCCAGCCAACAUCAGCGGCAAUUCCUCCCAGCGCAUCUAUGUCACCUAUCGCCGGGCGCCGGAGAGUCAGCCACACGCCACCCUGGCCGUCACUGACGUUUGCAUCAUCAUCCCGAGCAAGGGAGAGACACCUCCCCACACCUUCUGUAAGGUGGAGAAGAAUCUCAACAGCAGCAUGUGGGGCUCCUCUGUCUACCUGUGUUACAAGAAGUCUGUGGCAAAAACCAACACAAUAGCCUACAAAGCAGGUUUAUUCAGCAGAUAUCCAGAGGAGGACUAUGAGUCAUUCCCGCUGCCAGAGUCUGUCCCUCUCUUCUGCCUUCCCAUGGGGGCCACAAUCGAGUGUUGGCCAGCCAACACCAAAUACUCCCUCCCUGUUUUUUCCACCUUUGUCCUCACCGGAGCCUCUGGAGAGAAGGUGUACGGAGCUGCCAUUCAGUUCUACGAGCCCUACCCGCAGGAGUGUCUGACCGAUCAGCAGCUCUCCCAGCUGGGCCUCCUGGGCCUGGAUCCGCACAAACCCUCCUCUUCCAACACUACGGCUGCAGCCACCGACAGUACCACCAGCUACCGCUCGGUCUACACCAACAAGUGUAUCUGUCUGCUCUCCCACUGGCCCUUCUUUGAUGCUUUUCGCAAGUUCCUCACAUUCCUCUAUCGCUACUCCAUCUCUGGCCCUCAUGCCCUGCCCAUUGAGAAGCACAUCUCUCAUUUUAUGCACAAAGUUCCGUUCCCUUCCUCCCAGAGGCCUCGCAUCCUGGUGCAGCUUUCCCCUCAUGACAGCCUGAUGUUGAGCCAGCCAGUGUCUUCCCCUUUACCGCUCAGUGGUGGUCGAUUUUCCACGCUGCUCCAAAACCUCGGACCAGAGAACGCCGUCACCCUCCUGGUGUUCGCCGUCACCGAACACAAGAUCCUGGUGCACUCGUUACGACCGGCCGUUCUGACCAGCGUCACUGAAGCUCUGGUGUCUAUGAUCUUCCCGUUCCACUGGCCAUGCCCGUAUAUUCCCCUGUGCCCCCUGGCAUUGGCUGAUGUGUUGAGCGCCCCCUGUCCAUUUAUUGUGGGAGUGGACUCUCGCUACUUUGAUCUUUAUGACCCUCCACCGGACGUGAGCUGUGUGGACCUGGACACAAACACCAUCUUCCACAAUGAAGAUAAGCGAGCCCUCACAUGGAAGAUCCUGCCAAAGAAAGCCUGUAAAAACCUAAUGAAUGUGCUGAGCAAUCUCUACCAGCAGCUGGUUGACGGUCAGUACAGACCCGAUGGGCUGCUGGAGCUGAGCAUGAGCGAUACGUCAGAGCUGAGCUGUGGGAAGAGCCUUCACACGCUGGAGCUGGAGAUCCAGGAAGCCUUCCUGCGUUUCAUGGCAGCCAUUUUGAAAGGCUACCGUUCAUUCUUACGACCUAUCACCCAGGCACCGUCUGAGAAAGCCACGGACGCUAGCUCGCUUUUUGACUUACAAGGGUUCUUAAAGAGCCGCGAUCGCUCACAUCAGAAGUUCUACUCACUGAUGACCAAGACCCAGAUGUUCAUCCGCUUUAUCGAGGAGUGCUCUUUUGUCAGCGACAAAGACGCCAGCCUGGCCUUCUUUGACGACUGUGUGGACAAAGUGGACAGUGAAAGGCCGGAGGAGUCCAGGCUGAUAGAGAUUGAUGAAUCCCAGCGUAGUGAGCACACAGUCUUCAUCACACCUCCAGAGCUGCCUCCUCUGCCUGAGGGGGAGGAAUAUCCACUCUGCUACAGGUACGAUGGUUUCCCAGUGUUAAGUCUUGACCUGUUUGACCCUGUGGAGGGCCUGCGUACCCCCUCCUCCCGACUCACUGCCAGGCACAGCUGUCCCACCAGCCCCGCCCCUAUGUUUAGACGCACCAAGCAGGAGAUCAAAUUGGCCCAGAAGAUAGCUAAGAAGUACUCCUCCAUCCCUCAGCUGUGGUCCAAGUGCCUGCUACGUCACUGCUAUGGUCUGUGGUUUAUCUGUCUGCCGGCAUACGUAAAAGUGUGCCACUCCAAGGUGAGGGCACUUCGCACCGCCUACGACGUCCUCAGGAAGAUGCAGGCAAAGAAAUUGCAGCCCCCUGACGAGGUCUGCUACCGGGUGCUGAUGCAGCUCUGUGGACAGUAUGGUCAGCCUGUCCUGGCCGUCAGGGUCCUCUUUGAGAUGAAGAAGGCUGGAGUCCACCCCAAUGCCAUCACUUAUGGCUACUACAACAAGGCGGUGUUGGAGAGCACCUGGCCCUCCAGCACCAGAGGAGGAUACUUCCUGUGGAUGAAGCUGAGAAAUGUCAUUCUGGGCGUGGCGCAGUUCAAACAGGCUCUACGACGGCAUGCCCCCCUCACCCAGAGCCCUUUGUCAGAUGGCAGCGACGUGGAUGCUGUGAGUCACGGCAGCCUGGAUAGCUCUGCCGACACUAACCUGGCCGAGCAGAGCCCCUACACCACUGACUCCGUCAAAGUAGACCCUACUGAUGAUAGAUCUAGCACAGGAGAUCAGUCAGAUUUGGGUUAUAACUCGCUGUCCAAAGAGGAGGUUCGGAGAGGAGACCCCAGUGCCCAGGACACCGCUCCUGACAAGGAUGACAAGAAGGAGAGCGACUGCAGCUCUUUGUCAGAGACAGAGAGCGCCAAAGGAAGUAAGGACUGCCUUCCUCAGCUGGACAUGGAGGUCCACUCCUCCUUCAAACCCCGUGGCAUUGUUCGCAGCAGCUGUCCAUACGACGAUGCAUCCUGCAAACCCAAGAGCUCAGCCAGCACAGGCCAUGUUGCAGGUCUCCUCUUCACUUCCUCCCUGGAUGAGAUCGGUGAGGUCCAGACCAACAGUCUGCUCAGGAGACAUAAGAGUGCUCUGGAGGAGGUGGUGGGCAGCGCCAGCAGUGGCUCGACUCUCGACUGGCAGGGCGUGAGGGGCCGCCGUCUGAGCGGAGAUACAGUGGGCAGCGGCAGCAGUGGCACCACUGUCCUCGGCCUGGGUAUGAGCCAGGGUGAAACCGACCCAGAGAAGAUCGCGGGACACCUGGGCGCGGAUGCCAAAAUUCUCUCCGGGGCCAACUUCAGUAAGAGUAAGAGGCCUCGUUCGCUAGCUUUGGGUGGGUUAGCGGGGGCUGCUGCUAAGGUGGGCGCUGCCAGAAGUCUGGCUCACAGGGAGGAGGAAGAGGAAAUGGAGGGACAGGACUCCAGUGAUGAGGACAGAAGUAAUACCGAGGCCAUUUUUGAUUUGGAGGAUCUGGAUUUAGACAAGCCCACCACAGGGCCUGGCAUCAGCUCUCAUAAACCCAACAAACCUCAUAAGAAACUUGUUGCACGCAGCGCCAGCUACAGCGCCAUUAGCAACGUGACAUCCAGAGGAGGUGUCAAGCGCACAGGCAUUGAGAUGGGCUACGACCCUCUCUCACUGCUGGCAGCAGAGUCACAGUCCGAGCAGCAAAGUGAGGAUCGGUACCCAGAAGGGGAUGAGGCCAGCACACCGAGCGCCCGUAGGAACCUGGCCCGGGAGAUAGAGCUCUACAUGAACUACAUGGGCAGCCCACUGAGCAGCCGCACUCCCAGUCUGGACCUGCAGGACCCAGCCAGCCCCCUCCUUCUCCACCCCUCCUCACUCUCAGCCCCCCGCAGAGCCAGCCUGCCCCAGAGCUCCCCACUCAGGACUGCUGGAGUACCACGCUCCCGCACCUACCACCCGCCCUCGCCCUCCCAACCCAUCUCACGCCAACGUCUGUGGUCGUCGCCCCCCUGUCGCAGCUCAAGCACCACCCCCAGCCCCAGCCCUCGACCCAGCCCCUACAGAGAGAGGGCAGACAGGAUGAGCCUGGCGUCGCCUUCACCCUCCUCUUCCUCUUUUGCUCUGGACACUCUGCUCACACCAACGCUGGAUGUCUUCAAGACCAGCGUGUUCUCUGCUGGGAAGGGUGUGGCAGAGAAGGCAAGCCGCUGGUACUCCCGUCUUGCCACUUACACCACACCUACCAAGGACGGUCACAGUGACCGUCUGAGUGUGUCCUCCCUCGGUAUCGGGGAUCCAGACUGCUCCUCCCUGUUGGAUGAGGAGGACUGUGGGGAUUCAGAGAGCUCCAUGGUCUCUUCGCAGAGGAAUGGCCCCGUUGGCCCCGUGGGGCCCCGCAGGAGCCCCAGACGAAGCCCCCUCCGAAGCAGACUGGACAGCCCCACUGCAGCAUCUCUGCUCCCUGGAUGCAUCCUCUCUCCCCCUGGCUUCCCUCUGCCAGACAAGUCGGACCUCGGCUCGUCACGCUACACCAGCAACACCAGCGUCUUCAACAACUACGCCAUGGAGCUGCUGAUCUCCAGCUGUUCUCGCUGUAAGACGUGUGACUGUCUGGUGUACGACGAGGAGAUCAUGGCUGGCUGGACAGCAGACGACUCCAACCUGAACACCACCUGCCCCUUCUGUGGAAACCCCUUCCUGCCCUUCCUCAAUGUGGAGAUCCGGGACAUGCGAGGACCCGGCAGGCUUUUCCUGAAGGGCAGUCCAUCGGUGGACGAGGCAAUGACCUCAUCGUACUCCGCCUCGACAGGUUUGGACACAGGGACGUCUACCUUGUCCACGCCCUGUCCCACAACGGCUGUGUUCCCUCCGUCCCAUGUGGUUGCUGUCCAGGAGUGCUCGGGAGGCGGCAGGACUCGAUCAACCGGGGCGCAAGGUAUCAACAUCCCCAUAGAACGCCGGCAGGGGGCACUGUCCCCCGGAGCGCCCAUGGCCCGCAGCGUCAGCGCCUUCGGUCCUCUGGAUAAAGCAUCCCGACCCAACCGCUGCGUGCCGACGUCAGGCAGCCUGCCCAGCCGUCUCAAUGAAACCACAGAGCCACUGAGCAUGGAGUGGCGGCUCCACAACCCCGAGCCAGUGACGGUUCCCUACCUGAGCCCGUUGGUGUUGUGGAAGGAGCUGGAAAGUCUGCUGGAGAACGAGGGCGACCCGGUGAUCACAGAGGCCGACAUGGUGGACCAUCAUCCCAUCAUCUACUGGAACCUGGUCUGGUACUUCAGACGACUGGAUCUGCCCAGCAACUUGCCCGGUCUCAUUCUCACCUCCGAGCACUGCAAUAGGGACUCCCAGGUUCCUCGUCACUGGAUGUCAGAGGACAGUAAACACGUAUUGAUCCAGAUCCUGUGGGACAACCUCAAGCUGCACCAGGACCCCAUCCAGCCCCUCUACAUCCUCUGGAACACGUACAACGUGGGUUACCCUCUGUCCCGGCCCGUCCCGGAGGAGGAGAAGCCGUUCAGCGAGGAGUUACUGCAGAGCGUGGUGAAGAGCAUCCAGAGGAACGACGUCAGCCGGCCGAUGGCUCAGCUGCUGCAGCUGCUGGGCCAGACGCUCGGGGUCAAAAGGCAAAGGAGUUUGUACAGAGACAUCCUCUUCCUCUCCCUGGUGGCUCUGGGAAAAGAUAACAUCGAUAUUGACGCCUUUGAUCGUGAGUACAAAUUGGCGUACGACCGCCUCGUGCCGAGCCUGGUGAAGCUGACCCACAACUGUGACCGUCCUCCCGGCACGGGGGUGAUGGAGUGUCGCAGGACCUUCGGAGAGCCUUACCUGUAAACACUCACCUUCACACGCCGGGACCGACUCUCACCACCCAGGUCAUUGCUUUAAGACGAGCUCAGGAAACCUGUUGGAAGACUGUGAAUGUGCACUACCGUAACGUUUUUGAGGAAAAACUCAGCAAGUGAUCAAAAAGGUACAGUUAUGUACAGCGUUAUGUAGCCUGAAGAAAAAAAAAAAAAGAAGAAAAAAAAACUUAAAAGACUUUAUCUCAAUGAACUGAUGAUGGAAACACCACUCACACCGUUCAUAAACACCACUUCAUCCAGUGUUGUUGAGCGAGACUCGCCUGGUUUCUUUGGAAAUCCUGUGAAAAGUUAUACAAACUGUCAAUACACAACAGUAGAGGCUUUUUUUAAAUGCAGCAUUUAUAUUGUAUAGUCAUACAGUAUAUUAAGACUAAUAUUAGCAAUAUUUUAACUUGAAGUCUAUUUAUACAAAGUCAGCUUUAUUUAUUGUAGUGUCUUCUUUUUGUCGGGCGUAGCGUUUUAUUGUGUCCUGUAGUUGCUGGGCGUUGUUGUUUAGACCAGGACGACCUGAACAUCCACUGCUCAUUUCCACCAGCACGUGGAAAAGACGUUGCAGUAUGGAUUUAGUGUCUGUUGUAAAUAAUAAUUAAGUGUCUGAUUUAUGAGUCCAGGCAUUAAAAAAACAAAAACAUUUAAAUUAGAGCUGCAAAGGUUAGUGAAUCCACAGAAAAUGAAUCGGCUUUCUGGGAUUUGAACAUCUUUGGGUUUUGGACUGUUGGUCGGACACAACAGCCAAAUUUAACGCAUCACAGUGAGCUAUGAAAAAAUUCAGUUUAGUUUUUCACUAUUAACAUUUCAUAGACAAAAAGAUGGAAUGAUUGUUUAAUCGAAAAAAUAAUCAGCGGCUUUACAAAUAAUGAAAGUAAUCAGCAGCGGCAGCCCUAAUUUAAAAUAUGUAAAACCACUUUUUAAGCUGCCUUUAAUGUUAGCCCCGUGUCUGAAGUUAAAUGUCGCCGAGCUGCUCCACCAGUACAAUAGUGCUCUACCUUUAAUGUCAUUUUAAUGGAAAGUUUGUUCCAAAACGGUAUAUUUUUGGUUUGUUUACAAUUUUUUUUUGUCAGUAUUACCGUUCACCGUCUUUGUGCUAAACGUGCCGACCGUAAGGAUGAAGGGGGGCUUGCAGAGAAACACACACCUGUGAUCAUAAGAUGUAGUUUUUCAUUCAUUUCUGUGGUUUUACCUAAGUUGAGAGAUGAAUUUGAAGGCGGGAGAGAGCCCGCUACAGUAGAACAGUUUGUCCAGAGUGCACAGCUGCCGCACAGCACAGGCACUCCUCUGUACGUGCUCUGUCAACGCCGACGGACAACACGUUCAGGUGAUUUCUGGCUGCCAUAUUGGAGGUUUACACUUCUUCACAAAGCCGGUUGCAUUUCCUAAAGGAAAAUUCUGCCACCCUGCAACUUGGAUUUUAUUUUACGAAGUUUUGGCCACAAUUUUCUGUCAGUUAAUUAGUUAUUAAUUCAUGUACGGCCACAGUGGCUGAAAGGAAGACAAGUGGUCAGUUUGCCAGUAAUGCAGAAGUAAUGGAAACAAAUAAUCAUAUACUGUAUGUGCUGUCAGACCAUUCGCAGUGAAUUCACUGUAAGCUUUAAUACUUUAUAUUUGACAGACUGACCAUGCAGCAGACUGACAGCAAACACAAGGGGUAAAAAUAUUUAGAACUAGGUGGUGGCGAUAGUCAGGUAUCACAAGUGCAAAUAGACUUGGCCUGUCCAAAUGAAGUUUUCAGAGAGGAAAAACUUUGCAGCGAAGACGGCCUCUCUCUUAGCCUGAUUCCUUGGUCAGACUAAGUUCACAGCACGCCACAACGAAUCCACAGCAGUGUGGAAAUGUCAAACGGCAGUGGGAACCUUUCAGAACACAGAGCAGAUCCACGUAACACCAGCCACAGCUGUAACAACACAGGUAAAGCAAUAAAAAAACAACAACAACAAUCGUUCCAUUACAACCAGUGCAGGAUAGUAGGCCGUCAGACAGCCUACGCCAGUGUGCUACAGGAUGAUCAGGUUCGGACACGCCUGCGUUGGCGGUUCGGACCGCCGCUUUAGCAGCAGUUUAGCCGAACCCGUGCCUGUUUUGACACAGCAAUGAGGUCCAGUCUAUGUGCAGCCGCGUCUUGAGCUCUUAGCUGGACCCGUUGUAAGCUGCAGCUGAGCUUGUCAGAAGCUAAGCGACGGAGCCAUAGACCCGAACAGUCAGUCGGACAACAAACAAGUUUAUCCAGAAUAGCUAAACCACUUUAUUUGGAGGUAAAACUGGAAGUGAGCACACCUGAUUGGUUGAUAGUAAUCCAUCGUUGCACAGGGAAGUGUUUUUAACCUUGAAUAUCUGACAAAAUAGCUUUACCCAGGCCGUCACUAGUUGUUAAGUUACACAUGUACAUAUCUGUUUAUGCUUUUGCGGUACAAAUUGUUAAACCAGCCUGUAGUUCUACAACCACGUACCUGAAUGUUUAUGCAGUCAUUUGUUAGGUCUUGCACCUGAAUGUGGCUGCUCUAAGUCACAUUAUUGAGAUUUAAUUAUUUUUAGAGCUGAUUUUUUUUUUCUUUUCCUUUUUUUAAAUAUAAAAUAUCUGCACAUACACAUUUAGAAGUUUUGUAAGAAGCUCACAGUGCAGCAGAGAAGCCACAGCUUUAGUAAAAUGUUUUAAAUAUCGCCCGAGGUAAAACUCAGUCAUACAGCAGCUCUAAUUUGAUACGGUCGAGAGAAAGCCAAAAAGGGAUUUUCAUUUCAGUGGCCACAGGAAAUACUAAUAAUGCAGCAACAGAUGGUAGGAUAGCAUUUGUUCCCGUUAGCGUUUGCUGUUUCAGCACAUAUCAACACGUGUUAGAGCCACAUUGAACAGAACUUCUGGAUCCCUCUAAAAACUGUUUCAACACAUGAUGCUGUUCCCACACAGAUAACCUUCUACUCUCAUGCGUAACAAAUGCAGAAAUGGAAGAACUGAAACCACAUUGGUGUUGAGAUUUUUUUUUUUUUUGUUGGGCCACGGAAAACUAGGAGAGGUCGGAUGAUGUCUUAAAAUGUCUUCUGAGGCCCCUUUACGCCGUUGGAGUUUGAGCUGUCUGAGACGAAAGUUUUUUGUUUUUUUAAAAGGCGCACCGGUCAGUGUGUUCUGUGUACUUCCAUAUCAGACUCUGAUUGGAUGGUUUGUAAAUGUUAGUCAUUGGAGAAUUUAUUAAUCAAUGUCUGAUACUGUCAGAAUUCGGCUGCAGGCUGUCUUUGGUUGCCAAAGAUGCAAACCGGCCUUCAGACGUGUGGAUGUGUCUCUCGGACCGUCGUUUUGGUUCGACAACCAAAGAUUUUACCGCAUUCCCCUCGCGAUUGUCAUCUUUUGUCACAGGCAGCAGAAAAUCACAGAGUUUAAAGGGGUCUUACGUGAUCCUUGUUGAAAAGUCUAAAAAGCGCCUUAAGGGGGAUGGACAUUGAUAGGAACCAUGUAAUGAAUAAACAGUUUUUAUUAACAUGCACUUUGCAAAGUAUCUGUAAAAGUACAGAAAGUAAAUCAGGACUUUAAUGUGACUGAAUAGAUUCUGGAUGGAACUGGAUUUUGGCAGGAUAUAAACAGGUCAGUGUCACCAAACAUUACUUCUUGUUUUCAUGUGUAUAUUGAUCAGACAUGACUGACAGACUGACACAGUGGUUGAAGGAGGACCUCAUGUAAAAACUCAUAAAGGUCCCAUGAAUGUCAACCUUGCGUGUGAGGAAACCGGUGCCGGAAAAGUCAGCAAUCCGCACUUUGCUCCCUAGAGAGUGAACCGUUUGCUUUCAGCCCGAAGAGCUGGUCGAUCCGGCAGGUCCAGGAAGAGGUCACAUCGACUACGAUGUCAGCAGCUCGGAAAAGCUGCCAUCCACCGGUGGAUUUUUGUUUUAAAAAAAUAAGAAAAAUAAAAAAGUUGUACAAAUGAAUGAUUUUGCAGAAUCUGGGCCAUGUAAAUUUUGACUUGCCCUUUGUAGAGGUCACAUUUUAUAACAAUUUAUUCACACGUGCUAAGGUCCUGUUGGAUGUGGUGAAGGUUCUGUACAGGGACCAGAUCUACAGGACUGUUUAACUGUAAAU
This is a messenger RNA of Xiphias gladius (swordfish), 10307 nucleotides long. RefSeq names its product C-myc promoter-binding protein-like. Lineage: Eukaryota; Metazoa; Chordata; Actinopteri; Istiophoriformes; Xiphiidae. The transcript is spliced from 32 exons. Bases 288 to 6215 code for a protein of 1975 amino acids. Gene Ontology annotation, biological process: regulation of Rab protein signal transduction. Gene Ontology annotation, molecular function: protein binding. The record is from RefSeq and is a predicted model, not a curated record. Gene Ontology annotation, cellular component: ESCRT I complex; cytoplasmic vesicle.